CAGAAGGGAAGGCCUGAGUGCCAGGCCCUUUUCCCCUGCAGUCAUGAACCAGGCUUUCUGGAAAACCUACAAAUCCAAAGUGCUACAGACCUUCGGUGGGGAACCCGAGGAAGAGCUGGCAGAGGAGAGGGAGAACCCAGCGUUAGUGGAGUCUGAGACAGCAGAACCCACUGAGGAGGCCUUCAACCCCAUGUCACAGCUGGCGCGGAGGGUUCAGGGAGUCGGGGUGAAAGGCUGGCUGACAAUGUCAUCACUCUUUAACAAAGAAGAUGAGGACAAGCUGCUGCCACCAGAAUCCUGUGCUGACCACCCGCUGGCGCAGCCACCCUCGCAGGCGGCGGCGGUGGCGGAGGCGGCGGAGGCGGAGCCGCGCGGGCCGGGGUUCUGGGACGCGUUCGCCAGCAGGUGGCAGCAGCAGCAGGCGCUGGCCGCGUCCAUGCUGCGGGGCGCCGAGCCCACCCCGGACCCCGACCCGGAGCCCGGGGAUGAAGCCGCGGAGGACGCCGCCCGGCGCCCCGAGCCGCAGGAGGCGGACCCCACGGCCGGCUUCAAGUGGGGCUUCCUCACCCACAAGCUGGCCGAGAUGAGGGUGAAGGCGGCCCCCAAGGGCGACUAGCAGGCCCGGGGCCGAAGGGGCUCCGGACCCCGCUCCCUCUCCAUUAAAACCCUGACCGGACACCCCGUGCAAGUGUUUUGUUUUUUUUUGCCCAG
Messenger RNA from Perognathus longimembris pacificus (Pacific pocket mouse), 711 nucleotides. RefSeq names its product chromosome 7 C1orf232 homolog (gene C7H1orf232). NCBI's taxonomy places the organism in Eukaryota, Metazoa, Chordata, Mammalia, Rodentia, Heteromyidae. The transcript has 4 exons. The record is from RefSeq and is a predicted model, not a curated record. Bases 44 to 616 code for a protein of 190 amino acids.